Messenger RNA from Acomys russatus (golden spiny mouse), 1173 nucleotides. RefSeq names its product ankyrin repeat domain 16 (gene Ankrd16). Lineage: Eukaryota; Metazoa; Chordata; Mammalia; Rodentia; Muridae. The transcript is spliced from 7 exons. The record is from RefSeq and is a predicted model, not a curated record. Gene Ontology annotation, molecular function: protein binding. Bases 36 to 1148 code for a protein of 370 amino acids.
CGUCUUCUUACUUUUGUUCAGCCUGGUCCUGGGUGAUGGCUCCGCCUGGGGAUCCGCGGCGCCUCUGCAGGCUCGUGCAGGAGGGUCGGCUGCGCGCCCUACAGGAAGAGCUGGAGGUAGCGGGAGGUUACCAGAGACCAGAGAUGGCCGGAGUCUUCCAGAGGCCAGCUGGGGAUACCCUUCUCCACUGUGCAGCCCGCCACGGGCGCCAGGACAUCCUAGCCUACCUUGUGGAGGCUUGGAAGAUGGACAUCGAGGCUACCAACCGAGACUACAAGCGGCCUCUGCACGAAGCUGCCUCUAUGGGCCACCGGGACUGUGUCCGCUACCUCCUGGGCCGAGGUGCAGUCGUGGACUCCUUGAAGAAGGCAGACUGGACUCCUCUGAUGAUGGCUUGCACAAGGAAGAACCUUGAAGUGAUCCAGGACCUUGUGGCGCAUGGUGCCAAUCCACUCCUGAAGAAUAAGGACGGCUGGAACAGUUUCCACAUAGCCAGUCGAGAAGGCGACCCUGUGAUCCUCCGGUACUUGCUCACUGUCUGCCCAGAUGCUUGGAAAACAGAGAGUAAAAUUAGAAGAACUCCUUUACACACUGCAGCAAUGCAUGGCUGUUUCGAAGUAGUGCAGGAGCUUCUUGAUAGAUGUCACUAUGAACCAGACUGCCGAGACAGCUGCGGUGUCACACCCUUCAUGGACGCCGUUCAGUGUGGCCAUGUUAGCAUAGCAAAGCUGCUCCUUGAAAAACACAAGGCUUGCUCUUCAGCUGCAGAUACCCUGGGGGCCCAGGCUCUGCACCAGGCAGCAGUCACUGGGCAGGAUGAAGCCAUACGAUUCCUGGUGUGCGAUCUUGGUGUGGAUGUAGAUGUCAGAGCCGAGUCAACGCAGCUCACAGCACUUCACUAUGCAGCUAAGGAAGGACAGACAAGCACAGUUCAAACUCUGUUAUCCCUGGGAGCCGACAUCAACUCUAAAGAUGGAAGGAACCGCUCAGCCCUGCAUCUGGCCUGUGCAGGUCAGCAUGUGGCUUGCACCAGGUUCCUCCUGCAGUCAGGACUGAAGGAUUCCGCAGACCUGACGGGCACCCUGGCCCAGCAGCUCACAAGGAGUGUAGAUCUCCUGCAGGACUUCUCCCACAGAGCAGAAUCAUGAGGACGCUUGGAGGAGGAGGCAGGGA